UACAGUGGAGACGCAUCAUAGAGUCAGUCUGAUCUUUCUGCUUUGCAUGCUGAGAUUUUUGUUGUCUUCUUUUUCAAGAGUUGAGAUCUGAAACUCUGAUUUUUAACCGACCGUAAACUCAGUUAAACAAGGACUUGGUGUGUUUUUAUGUCCACAGAGAUGUUUGCAGCCAGAACCAAAGCACUUGUGAAGAAUCUGGGUGCUGAGAAGGAUCUCAUCAACAAUGAAAAUGUCAACCAGAAGAUUGACGUGCUGACUCUGGUCAAAGUCGGAGAGAAAACCCUCUGGCCAAUCGUCAAGUACACGAUCAUCGAUUAUAGACUGCAGGACCUGCUGCAGGAUCCGAACAUCUCCCCAGACUGCACAGAGGAGGUUCUGAUGGAGGAUUUUCAUAACCUGAAAGGCAUCCGUAUUGGAGGCCGUGCAGCAGCAGAAGUUGAAGCUAAAGUUGAAGUGUCUGCAGGAAUGGACGCUAUAGAUGGAGCGUCCCCCUUCAAUCUGAAGAAAAAGACGGUGAACAUUCAAAAACUGAGGGAGAGCUGCAAAGAAAAGAAGAUAAAGGAGGGGGUGUUGAAAACGCUGAAACUAAAGGAGAAGGAGAAGCUGACUUUUGUUUACCAGACGGUCUACAAUACUGCUCCUGUCACGUUUUAUGGCAAAGCCGUAAAGACUAACCGCUUUGUGCCGGCAAUGUGUCAAAAAUUCAAGUGUUCGCUGCGGUUGAAGAAGAAGGAGGAGAUACGCUUCACUAUUCCCAAAGAUGUCACCAUCGCUUACAGCCUGAUGGAGAUCACCACCGAGGACAAGAUUCUGGGAAUUCCACCUCAGUUCAUCACAAUGGAACGUUACAACAAAGGAUGGUUGAAGGUCAGCACAGACGGAGACGAGACGCUGCAACAACUGACGGAAGGCAUAUUUCAGAAAGCAGCUCUUCUCCAGCCGCUGGAAGAACUUCAUGAGUCGAGACGUCGUGAUCUGCUGAAAACACUCAGUGAGCUUCUGCAUGACAGAGAAGCUCUCUCUCUGCUGGUGGAAACAUUGGCUCAGAGCAGUAAAGGAGUGUUUGAGCAUCCAGAGUCUCCAGCUGUCUCUUCAUUCAUGGAUCUUCUUGAUGUUUCUGAAGUCUCCAAUUCUCAGAAGAAUGCUGCUUACCUGCUAGUCAGCGCCAUGGAUGGUCUACCAGAUGAUGCUACAGCUCUUCUGGCUACCUGCGAUUCUGAAACACUGAGAGUCCUCCAGCAGCUGGUGAACGGUCUGGAGGAGAACGCUCCGGUCAAACUCCCAGAGUCUCUGCCCGUCUCCCUGCAGGAAGAAGGAGAGCUCUGCUGGGCGGCCGAGCUCCUCUGUUUGACCGAUCAGACGCUGACAGAGCUGAGAGCUCAGUGGGACACACCAGAUUUCUCACCAGAAGUGCUGCUGGAGCUUCUGUGUCUCGUUGUGCAGGGACUCAGCUUGAUGCAGCCCGAAACACACUCAUAAUGUAAUCAGCUCUUCAUUUAUUAUAGAGUCAAUUAUAUAUUAAGGACCAGUUUCACCAUUUUUCCAUUGUGUCUUAACACAACAGUCAGGUGCCAAUGUGAACAGUGAAAGAGGUUUUCCAGGCUGUAAUCAUUCCUCCUCUUCA
Messenger RNA from Thunnus maccoyii (southern bluefin tuna), 1624 nucleotides. RefSeq lists its product as uncharacterized. Gene Ontology annotation, cellular component: cytoplasm. NCBI's taxonomy places the organism in Eukaryota, Metazoa, Chordata, Actinopteri, Scombriformes, Scombridae. Gene Ontology annotation, biological process: programmed cell death. The record is from RefSeq and is a predicted model, not a curated record. Bases 148 to 1479 code for a protein of 443 amino acids. The transcript has 10 exons.